Molecule: messenger RNA, 2101 nt
Organism: Suillus paluster
Lineage: Eukaryota; Fungi; Basidiomycota; Agaricomycetes; Boletales; Suillaceae
Product: major facilitator superfamily domain-containing protein
Exons: 13
Coding region: 359-2101 (580 amino acids)
Biological process (GO): transmembrane transport
Cellular component (GO): membrane
Molecular function (GO): transmembrane transporter activity
Source: RefSeq, a predicted model, not a curated record
AUUCCUGAAUCCUGAGCAGGUCCGACGUUCCUUAUUUGUAUUUGUUGUUCUACAUAGUCAUUUCUGAAGUUGCUCCAAGUCCAGGACCACAAUGCAAUGACCAGGUAGAGUGCACCCUAAAACCCACUACGAAAUUGUAUUCGUAGCGGGAAUAUGACAUUCAUCCCUGAACCAGUACUUUUGAUCCCAGCCAAGGGUUCUAGUCACACACAUAGAUCAACCCAGUGACGGUGCAAACAUACAGAUCCAUUUUAUCGGGCAGGUAUCCUUCUAGUAUAAGACAGCUACCGUCAACUAGGUUUUGUCGCUACGCCCUUGCAUUCCCGUUCCUCCCUGCAUCGAUAAAGCACCAGGAGUGAUGUCCAAGCCUGAGCUGACACUGACUCGUUCACCAAGUCACGAUCCCAACUUCGAGAAGGGCAAGCACCAUGUCGUCCAGUGCAGUCUUUUACGCUCCAUUUUCAUCGUCGUGACCUGCACUGCUGCAAUGGUGGUCAACACUUCCAAUGCCGCUUCUGUCUCUAUCUCGCUCCCAACCAUCGAAAAGGACCUAGAUAUCGACGAAGAACAACUGCAGUGGCUCGUAUCUUCCUAUUCACUCAGUUCGGGUUGCCUUCUGUUGUUCUUUGGCAGAUUGGCGGAUCUUUAUGGAAGAAAAAAGGCGUUCAUGAUCGGUACUCUAUGCCAGGUUGCCUUUUCUCUUGGUUGUGGCUUUGCACAGAAUGGUCUUACCCUCGCCGUCUUGUGCGGAUUCCUAGGCAUUGGUACCGCCGCUACAAUACCCUCUGCACUCGGUAUCCUUGCGCAUUCAUUCCCUCCAUCUAGAGCACGCUCAAUAGCAUUCGCAACUUUUUCAGCGGGUGCUCCUGUCGGAGGCGCAUUUGGCAUGAUGAUAGGCGGUGUGCUUACAGAAUUUUCCUCGACGCACUGGUCCUCUGUAUUCUAUUUGACUGCAGGAAUUUCGGCUCUAACAGGACUUACCGGUAUGAUUUCAUUCGACGCAGAUGUUCCCUCAACCGAAAUCGUCAAACGUGUCGAUUGGAUCGGCGCGUUGCUUAUCACCGUCGGUUUGGUAUUAAUUGUAUUUGUACUUGGUCAAGGAGAACUCGCUUCGCAAGGUUGGAAAACUCCAUAUAUUAUUGCGCUUCUCAUCGCCGGGGUUAUCAUGGUAUCACUGUUCCUGCUUUGGGAACGAUACUUGGAGCAAGUCCAAGAUGAUCCAUCAAGAGCACCGUCCGCGUGGAUGCCACCGCCAUUGAUGAGGCCCUCGAUUUGGACGCGAGCAAGGGGUCGGAUGGCUGUUAUCCUCGUCAUCGCAUUCCUAAAUUGGAGUGCUUUUAUGAGCUGGUGCUUCUGGGUUCAGUUAUACUAUCAGAACUACUUGUUGCUCCCGCCUGUAAAAACCAUGAUCCGGUUCAUUCCGAUGUUCAUUGUCGGCUGUUUGUGCAACAUUUUCGUCGCAAUGGUCGUUGCCAGAUUGCCCUUGGUCGUCUUUGUAGUCAGCGGAACGCUACUGACAGCAUCUGCCGGCAUCCUAUUUGCGCUGAUUGACCCGUCCGCAACAUACUGGGCCUUUGGCUUCCCGUCCACGGUUCUCGUCGUGUUUGGCGCUGAUUUUGUGUACUCCUCUGGUACAAUUUUCAUCGCCAAAAUUGCGCUCCACCACGAGCAAAGCGUUGCCGGAGCGCUAUUCCAAACUAUGACACAGCUCGGCAUUGCAUUCGGUCUUACUAUAACCACCAUCGUGUUCAACACUGUAGUUAAAAAGGAGUCUGCUGAUCCUGGCGUUACUGUCAACUCCGCUGGCACCAACACGCCUCAGUCCGCACAGCUUAAGGGGUAUAAAUCUGCACAAUGGACUUCCGCUUCAUUUGCGCUUAUUGCUGCGCUGCUGGCAGUGCUUUUCCUCCGCAGUGUGGGGAUUGUUGGAGACAAGAAAACUAUCAAGCAUACUGACUCUGAUCAGACCAAGAUGUACUAUGCUCGUCGUUGCUUAGACUCUGGCAUUGCAGUUUAUCCAACAAGUAAGCAAGGACCUACGGGUAAUACCCGUAGAAAUUUCACGCCCCUGGUCAAAAGCACAGUCGACCGAUUCCGGUGA